GUUCUACCCGACGCACCUUUGCUUUGAACCGCCAUCACUGAAUCAUCAUGCCUGUAAGACAUCUUAACUAAGUAUUGUUUUUGAGAGCUUAAUUGAGUUCUCUUCACAGCGCUCAUCACGUUCCUCUCGUCCAGCUGCUAAGCCUGCAGCUCCCCAACAGUCCCGCGGCGCUCAUACGGCCGCGAUGCCUCCUGCUGCUGCCCACGGUAACCCAGCACACGCCCCCGCACCACCAGUCCCCGCUCAGACAUCUAGCGGUCCCGGAUUGAUGGCUCAGAUGGCCGCCACUGCUGGUUCCGUCGCUGUUGGAUCUACCAUUGGUCAUGGUAUCUCCUCUAUGCUGUUUGGCUCCAGUUCAUCUGCUGCACCUGCGGAACAAGCAGCACCUGUACAACAACAACAGGCGUACCAGACGACUGGUGCUGCUUGUGAAGUUCAGGCUAAGGAGUUCACUAAGUGCUUGGACAAGGCAGACCUGCAAAGUUGCUCAUGGUACCUUGACCAAUUGAAGGCUUGUCAAGCUGCUGCUGCUCCCUAUUAA
Suillus clintonianus is the source of this 541-nucleotide messenger RNA. RefSeq lists its product as uncharacterized. Bases 185 to 541 code for a protein of 118 amino acids. Gene Ontology annotation, cellular component: mitochondrion; nucleus. Gene Ontology annotation, biological process: mitochondrion organization. The record is from RefSeq and is a predicted model, not a curated record. The transcript has 2 exons. NCBI's taxonomy places the organism in Eukaryota, Fungi, Basidiomycota, Agaricomycetes, Boletales, Suillaceae.